AACAGAAAUGGUGGGCUACGUUUCGGCGAGAUGGAGCAUGAUUGUCAGAUUGCACAUGGGGCUGCCCAGUUUUUGAAGGAAAGGUUGUUCGAGGUUUCUGACCCCUACACUGUGCACGUCUGUAACCUCUGUGGUUUCAUCUGCAUUGCCAAUCUCAGAAAUCAGAAUUUAGAGUGCAAAGGAUGUAAGAAUAAGACGCAGGUUUGUGGCUAA
Messenger RNA from Helobdella robusta, 213 nucleotides. RefSeq lists its product as hypothetical. The record is from RefSeq and is a predicted model, not a curated record. Gene Ontology annotation, cellular component: RNA polymerase II, core complex. Gene Ontology annotation, biological process: DNA-templated transcription. The annotation marks the transcript as partial. The transcript has a single exon. Gene Ontology annotation, molecular function: ribonucleoside binding; DNA binding; DNA-directed RNA polymerase activity. NCBI's taxonomy places the organism in Eukaryota, Metazoa, Annelida, Clitellata, Rhynchobdellida, Glossiphoniidae.